This is a messenger RNA of Psammomys obesus (fat sand rat), 1001 nucleotides long. RefSeq names its product copper chaperone for superoxide dismutase (gene Ccs). Gene Ontology annotation, molecular function: copper ion binding. Bases 43 to 867 code for a protein of 274 amino acids. NCBI's taxonomy places the organism in Eukaryota, Metazoa, Chordata, Mammalia, Rodentia, Muridae. Gene Ontology annotation, biological process: removal of superoxide radicals. The transcript is spliced from 8 exons. The record is from RefSeq and is a predicted model, not a curated record.
CUAGCUGUGGUGGUGUGGCGCCGGCGGCUGACUACAUUUAGGAUGGCUUCGAAAUCGGGGGACGGUAGGACCGUGUGCGCGCUGGAGUUUACAGUGCAGAUGACCUGUCAGAGCUGUGUGGACGCCGUGCACAAGACCCUGCAAGGGGUGGCAGGUGUCCAGAGUGUGGAGGUGCAGCUGGAGAACCAGAUGGUUUUGGUGCAGACCACCCUGCCCAGCCAGGAGGUGCAAGCGCUUCUGGAAAGCACAGGGCGGCAGGCUGUGCUCAAGGGCAUGGGCAGCAGCCAAUUACAGAAUCUGGGAGCAGCAGUGGCCAUCCUGGAGGGCCAAGGAAACAUACAAGGCGUGGUCCGCUUCCUACAGCUGACACCUGAGCGCUGCCUGAUCGAGGGAACCAUCGAUGGCCUGGAGUCUGGGCUGCACGGAUUCCAUGUCCAUCAGUAUGGAGACCUCACAAAAGACUGCUACAGCUGUGGGGACCAUUAUAAUCCUGAUGGAACAUCUCAUGGGGGCCCUCAGGACACUGACCGGCACCGGGGAGAUCUGGGCAACAUCCAGGCUGAUGAUGGUGGCCGAGCCACCUUCCGGAUAGAGGAUGAAAAGCUGAAGGUGUGGGAUGUGAUUGGCCGCAGUCUCGUUGUCGAUGAGGGAGAAGAUGACCUGGGCCGGGGAGGCCAUACCUUAUCCAAGAUCACAGGGAACUCUGGGAAGAGGUUGGCCUGUGGUAUCAUCGCGCGCUCUGCUGGCCUUUUUCAGAAUCCCAAACAGAUCUGCUCAUGUGACGGCCUCACUAUCUGGGAGGAGCGAGGCAGGCCCAUUGCUGGUCAAGGCCGAAAGGACUCAGCCCAGCCCCCUGCUCACCUCUGAACAUAGCCUCAGCUCAGGUUAUUCUCCCCACUUGGCUGGUCGGUCCUUGCUUGUGCAGGCCUAGGACAACUAAGUGCAGGACAGGUAGGCGAUGCUAUAGCCUUAGCAAAUUAAAUUGUUAUUUUCAUAUGGCA